Nezara viridula (southern green stink bug) is the source of this 1014-nucleotide messenger RNA. The record is from the annotation of a GenBank genome assembly. NCBI's taxonomy places the organism in Eukaryota, Metazoa, Arthropoda, Insecta, Hemiptera, Pentatomidae.
GAUCGCUCUCAAGCUCAUUCGCAAAUAUGAAGUCGACUGGAGCGGUAUCGAAGGUUUUAGCUGUCCUGUGCCUGUUGCAAGUAGUAACGGCUUGGAGGAAAUUCAAUGAUCUAAGAAUCAAAACAGCAGCUUACGGUUUGAAGAAUAGCGAUGCUUACUUCGAGAUACCUACGACGAGUUGCAGUCCCCUGUUCCGAGACUUCGUGAAGGUAGAACCAGAGGCGGACUUUCCUUUCCCCAUGGACUUCUACUGCCACCAAAAUGACCCGAGGGUAUGCUUUAUGUACGAUAAGAAGGGUAAUGUAGCAGGAGUUCAACUAUCAUUUCUUAAGGAAGACGUAAGCAACGUCAAAAAAGAACACUACGAUUACGAAAGCAACAUUAACUAUGUCAAGACCAAUUUCUUCAAUAAGCCUGCAUACUCCAGCAGAGUGUACUUCACAAACCCAGAGAAGCUGACUAACGCAGGCCGUGGAAACACAGACGAAACGGCCGAAGGUCUCUGGGCCUACUUGGAAGGUAAAUUAGUUGAGAUCCAAAGGAAAGAACCCACUGGUCCAAAAAUGGGAGACUUCGACAGGCAGGGCUGCUAUCCGGCAAUGGGACAACACUAUUUCUACAAAUAUAAUAAAGAUUCUGACUGCAGCAAACUCUACGCCCUGUUCCCAUUGUACGAACAGGGUGGUUUGGUUGGGUUCGGUAUGGGUGUACUCGGAUCUGGAUUCAAGAACCAUCUCAGAGACUGGUAUGAGAAACCUAAUCACGAAGUUGGAAAGUUUGUUGUUACUAAUCCACCUCCUUGCGACCACAUUGCCAGAACUUACGGAUUCACAACGGUGCACGUCUAUUUGGUGGACAAACCAUGGGAUAUAACUUGUCCCUGAAAAUGAAAAAUACAUUGGAAUCAAAUUAUUUUACAUAUUCCAUGUUUAUCCAUUAUUUCUUCAUUUUUUUAAAAAAAAAAAACAUUGUCUUCUGCGAUGUACCUAAAUAAAUAUACAUCUGUCUGCUUUU